Molecule: messenger RNA, 7200 nt
Organism: Dermacentor albipictus
Lineage: Eukaryota; Metazoa; Arthropoda; Arachnida; Ixodida; Ixodidae
Product: pseudouridine-5'-phosphatase-like
Molecular function (GO): phosphatase activity
Source: RefSeq, a predicted model, not a curated record
UGAAACCUACGUCUGCGGCGGAGCGUCGUCUGCCACUCGUCUGUUGACGAGGAAGACGCGAAGUCGACAGGGUGCGCUCGGGGUUGGGGCCAUGGCAGCGACCUUCAAGCCGGUAACGCACGUGCUUUUCGACUUGGACGGCGUGAUUUUGGACACGGAGAAGUUGUACACGAAGGCGGUGCAGACGGUGGCCGCCCGGUAUGGCAAGCAGUACACGUGGGAGCUCAAGCAGCGGGCCAUGGGCAUCCCGGGAAAGGACGCGGCGCGCCUGGUCAUCGACGGCCUCGGCCUGCCGCUGGCCACCGAGGAGUACCUCGAGGAGAUGGAUCGCCUCUACGCCGAGAUGUUCCCCAGCGCCGAACUCAUGCCCGGGAACCGUAGCGCCGUCUACCGGGCGCCGCUUUACUCACCGAUGGCAGUAAAGGGCGCGUGUCCAACGUCACAACUCCCGCGCUCGAAGGCGGCGGAUUUGAAUAAGGCUAAUGGUGUGGAGCGACUGGUGCGCCACCUGCGCAAGUACGGCGUGCCCAUGGCGAUCGCCACCAGCUCGAAGCCGACCUCGUUCGAGCUGAAGACGUCGAAGCACCGCGAACUGGUCUCCCUCUUCCACCACGUCGUCAUGUCGGGCAGCAGCCCCGAAGUGAAGCACGGAAAGCCGCACCCGGACGUCUUCCUGGUCGCCGCCUCAAAGUUCGACGAGAAGCCGCCCCCCGAGAAGGUUCUGGUGUUCGAAGACGCGCCGAAGGGCGUCACCGCCGCCCUCGCCGCCGGUAUGCAGGUCAUCAUGAUACCCGACGCUCGCAUGGACGAAGAGAACCGGCGUCGCGCGACGCUGUGCAUCGCCUCGCUCCUCGACUUCAAGCCCGAGCAGUUCGGACUGCCGCCCUUCGAGGACGGCACCGAGAACGGCCUCGAGGACGGACCCAAGAAGAAGGAGGAGUGAGGCGGAAAGACGGGGGGCGAGUGGCUCGGCCCACUGCGUUGACCGUCUCGACUACAAGCCGGCGCUGCCGCACGCCUUUCCGUCACUGCCGCGGCGCGCAGGAGACCGUGUCGCGCUUAGCGCUCCCUUCCUCAUCUCGAACGAACGGAGCGUCCACCGACUGCGUGGAACGUUCGGCAAGCCCCCCAGGUGGUAAUUUUCGCGUCUCGUGGUGUCUCGCGAGAUUUCCUCGUUGCGCAGAACAAGCCUAGGGCUCCUAGUCGGGCAGCGCGGACGCAUGAGCUGAAGCCUCUUAGUGUGUAAAAGUACUUAUGUAUAUUUAUGUUUCAUGUAUAGCGACACCGGCCGUGCUUGGCAAAAUGCUCGCCCGAACAGUAAUUUACGAGAAUCCUCAACUGUUGACGUCGUAAACCGCUUCUAUUUUGUACAGGUGGCGUAGAUUGUGUAUGUGUACGUACGCGCCUCGCUUCAAGUCUUACUCGGUUCCACGAGAACAUUCCGAAAUCAACCAUGCCUACCUUCCUUGUGACGCAUCUGUUUUACGUCUGUUGUGUGCGAUACUCGCGUUUGUUGCCAGUGCUAGGGGAGAUACGAAGGGCCGAUUUUAAUUACAAACGCAUGUUCACUUACUGUGGUAUUCACGUUGUGACCUGUUUGCCUUUCUUGCUACUAAGAACCUAUCCACUCUUCCAAGUGCCUCUAAGCAUAAGUGUACGCACUGGACGCCCAUUGCCGAGCUGACGAUGUAUGUCAGCAGACGAAUGCAACGUAUACAAUACGUGUAAGCCUGCUGACGUUGACUGCAGAAACGUCAGCUGUUGUUUGCGCAAUAUUCUCCUUGCAUCAAUUGAUUAAACCAACCGAGAGCGGUUCAUGCUCAGAACCUUGCCAAUCUUGAGCACAACAUGUGUUGAUGUGGCCCGUCAUACAUGUUAUACUCUUUGCAAGCCUGCGACGGGGGCCUUGCCGGCAGGGCAACACGUUGGCCAACACUGUCCGCGAGCGACUUAUCGGGGGUCGCGCUGCACAAGAGUAACGACAUGCCACACAUUUUGGCAACAUGCCUGCUAACAACUCUUUGCACCUUCGACACACUCUGUAAAAACAAGGGAGUGCGAGCAACUCUGAGGGAGUGUCUGUAUAUUGUUCCUCUUUCUCCAGUUAGAUAGCAGGUCAUGUUUACUGUUGGGGUAGUUUGCGGAGCGUCUUGUAUGAAGCCUCAUCGCGUCAUAUGUACCUUUGAGAUAUGUGACCACGCAAAAUUUUACUUGCAUGCUUUGGUUUGUGUCAUAUUCUCUGAAGCUUGUUUUCUGCUUAGUGCCGAAAAAGAUACACGAUAAAAAUGGGAAUAAGUGCGGGAAAGUGUGCACAAGAACAUCGUAGGACAAGUAUAAUUCACCGACUGCGUGCUAGAUGGCGCCACAAGACCGCAUCGCAGAAAACAGAGCCUCGACAAGGGGCUUGUUUGGCACACCUUUGUGCAUUUCUUUCUGUGCUGCUAAAAUGAAUUGAACUGAUAUGCAUGGGCGGUUGCGUUAGCGACACAGUGUGCAAGAGAGCUGCAUGUCGCAAAACCUUUCACUCGUAUCUUCAUGCGAAAUGACUUUAGUGUCUUUUUUAGCGCGCAUGUGACAGGGCCGUCAUUGUCAAACUAUUUUUGGACAGUCUUGGCCAAACUAUUGCCCGCUUGGCAGCGCCUAUAGAAUACUACCACGGUAACAGCGACGGUACGGGUAAUCGUCAUUUGUUGGGCGUGUUGGUAAACUGACUUGGAAAGCAUAUCUAGCGCCAGCGAACAAGGACAGAAGGGAGACGACACCACAAUGCGCUAACCUUUCUGUCCUUGCUCGCUGGCUCUAAAUAUGCUUUCCAAAUGUACGGGUAAGCUUCAAUUUAUUGUAUUGUUAUGUUUUGUGUUCUGCCCAUCCAGUAGAAGCCGUACACCGAGAAUUGCCUUGGAAGGAUGCUUACUUAAAAAUAACACGGCGUCGUGUAGAAGCCACUUUGGUGCGGCAUACACUUAAUCACAUUUCUUGUUCGCACUUGCAGAUGCGCAGCUGUUGAAAUAUUGCUGAGCUGAACUGCGACACAUCCGCGCGGGAUUUAUUUAUUUAUUUAUUUAUUUAUUUAGAACAUACUGCAGGCCUACAGUAGGCCCAAGCAGGAGGGACGAAUACAUAAUAUAUGCAAAAAGAACAGGAUUAGCAAAAUUGAAAAAUGUUAAAUACAAGUUGUAACACAAAAUACAGCAAUAAAUACAAGGCUUAGAUGUAAAAUACAAAAAGUAAACGUAGAAAUAAAUGGCUCUCAAAUUAAAUGCUGUGAAGAAAACAUUGAGUCAAAAGAAUCAGCUCUGGUUAAAAGAUCUGGCGGACACCUGUUCCACUCCUCAAUGGUGCGUGGAACAAAUGAGUAUUUAAAUGCGUUAAUCCUAGCACUGUAAGGGGUUAAUGAUUGUGCAUGAUGAUUUCGUGUUUGGCGCGUAGUGUUAGGUUUAAGGAAGGGGUCUGCAUUCAUAGACAGUUUAUGGUUUUUUAGUAAGAAAAGUAGUUUCAGUCUGAAUUUUCCGGCGCAGCUGUAAUGUUUCAAUACCGUGAGUUCGCAUGAGGGUCGUUGGUGAGUCAGUUACACGAUACCCUGAAAAAAUAAAACGGACGGCUUUGCGUUGAAUCAUUUCAAGGGCCUCGAUGUUACGUUUAGUUUAGUGAUCCCAGACGGUGCACGCAUAUUCUAGUGAUGGCCUUAUUAUUGAAAAGUAGGUUAAUUUUUUAAGUUCAGGUGGGGCAAGUUUUAGUUUAUGUCUAAGAAAGCAGAGUUUACGAAAGGCUGAGGAGCAUACGUUUGAUACAUGUUUAUUCCAGCUAAGGUUUUUCGUUAUUGUAACUCCUAGAUACUUGUACUCGCUGACUUCGGUCAGAAGGUGAGAUGAAAUAUUGUAAGGAAAUGAGAAGGAAGCCUUUUUGUUAGUUAUCGUCAUGUAUACUGUUUUCUCUAAAUUUACCUUCAUGUCCCAUUUAUUACACCAUGUAUGUAUGUUCUGAAGAUUGGAGUUUAGUAAAACUUGAUCAUCUUGGCAAGUAAUUUGGUGAAAUAAAACGCAGUCACCUGCAAAUAAUCUAAUUUGAACAGGGGUAGUUAUAACGUUAGUAAUGUCAUUGAUAUAUAUCAAAAAGAGGAGAGGUCCGAGGACGCUUCCCUGUGGGACGCCUGAAGUGACCGGCAGGUGGUUUGAAUAGCAAUCAUCAAUACAAACAAAUUGUGUGCGGUGAGAAAGGUAUGAGGAAAUCCAACGAAUUAUGAAAUUAGGAAGACCAAUAAGUUCAAGUUUGUAAAUUAGUUUGGCAUGAGAAAUAACAUCAAAGGCUUUGCUGAAGUCUAAAAAAAUAACAUCCAUUUGACCAGCGCUGUUUAGUACACUUGCAAAAGUAUGAAUGACAGACGUUAGCUGAGUGACAGUGGAAAAGUGGGAUAGAGUAUUAAUGUUCUUCUAACUUCAAGAAUAACUGUUUGCGCAAUGCAAACAGUUAUCUUACGGCGAAUUUUCGAGCUUAAGUGUGUAGAGCAGAUAAACAUCGAUAAAGAAAAUAAUAGGACAGGCUUUUCUGCAUGGACACAUGGUUGGGCAUACAGGGGUCGAUCCCACAGCUCGCGUCUUUAAGGGGACCUGCCUGUGAUUGUGGCUGUGAAUUAAUUUAUCUUACUUUUGCUUGUUACCAAUAAACGAAUGGAUACAAAAUUACCUGCAUAUAUCACUGUAUGAAAGGACCAAAGCUUUAUCCAUGUGGCUUGUCUGUGAAAUGCUUUGUGUUUUAUGGCAGCUUCUUGUGAAGCUAAAUCUCAUUAUAUCAAAGACAUAAUUGCUGUGAAGGACACCAACCCGUGAUCUCUUGUUGUUUUUUCUUUCUCUGUGACAAAUGCCAUAUUCAGUACAACAGGACCAUAGCGCAUCUGUGUACAAAGUAUACGUGUGAUCCCGAAAGAACCAAGCAAGAAACGAACAGACAGUCAACUAGAUCCAUGAUCAAAUAGAUUUUAGGCUAACGUAUUUCGUUAAACGGUUUUAGAUUGCCAGUUUACAUCCCCAGGUUUCUCGCUGUUUUAGGGUCGCCUCUUGGUCGUUUGUAUAGAUAGAUUAAUUUUGGUGGCAUCAUUUUUUUUUUCAUACGCGAAUAGUUAACGUGUCGUUUGACUGCGCAGUACAAGUAAGGAUGUGAAAUGCUGUCACCCUGCGAUGGAGGCAUCAGAAUCGCUCGAAAAGAAUAGCAGCGAUCAGCGAUGUCACGCAAAAAUUAUACGAACUACGCAUGUUUUCUUAAGAAAACGUGCGCACUGGCUAACUCGCUCCUCCAUCCUGCAUGACAAGUAAGCGGCGCACUAUUCUUAGAAUGUCUAACCGCACGAGCCAUACUGGGCUAACUUUGUUAAAAUGUCGAUGUACAUAAUUGUUUCUUCGUGCUAGGUGUGAGCCUAAAGUAUACCAAAAAAUGAAAAACAACACCACUAACCAAAGAUAUAGACAGUUGUACGAUGCUAUUGACUAAAAAAUGCACAGAACUGUGUGGGAACGUUGAAAGAACCAAUGAUAUCAUUGCCAGAAUCGUUACUACACUUAUCGCAAGUUGACGAUGCUACAAAACAGAAAUAUUUGACGAUAAUUCAAGGGUAACAGGGUACUGCCGUUUGAAGUGAGAUAAUGGUGUUAUGCGCGGAAAUACGCCGAUGACGGCUGUACAUGCGUAAAUAAAGUUCAGAAUUAAAGCUGAAAUUAUCGGGCUUGUUGCGUUUGCAUGUUUUCAGUAUCCACGGAAGUCUAAAUCAGAACGCAAUAACUCUACGCGAUGCCUCGUAGUUUAGAGAUUAUACAGAAAAGGGGAGGGAUAGGUAAUGAAUCUGCUGCGGAAAAUACUGAGAGACGGCUGGAACAUUACAAUACAUCACAUAUUUAUUUCUGUUCAUGCUACAGAGUUUGAAAUCACAAAGAGCGGACCCUGCGCAAAAACCUGCUUUCCGCAGCUUGAGGACCAGCCAGCGCCCGUCUGUCACACGUCAUUCGGACAGACGCACUGUACGCACAAAAUCCAGAAUAGCAACACCGACGAUUUCCAUGAAGACAGUGAUUGAGGUGCGGUGAAUCCGGUUUGCUGUAGACACUUCUAGCCACUUCUACCUUUGCGUAGACACUUCCCCGCAAACGUGCUGACUUCAGUAGGCCAAGUAUAAAACCAAACACAUAUAUAACAGAACGACGAUUAUAACAAUAAGUAGCCGAACAGGUGACAAUAUAAUUGCUAAAGAUUUUGACAUCGAUAGUUGACAUCGAUGACCCGGAAACGUGAAUAUAUUUGAGGCAAUAAAGUUAUACGAACUUUAAUUGUUUGUUACCGGAAACUACGCGUCCCAAGAGCCGAUAAACGCGAAAGCAAAAAUAAAUAGCGUGGCAGGAUGAGCGGCCGCCCAAUUUCAUAGGGGAUGACCUAUUGUCCGUCGAUUCAGCGACUGUACAAAAUGCGUGCUGCAAGGUAAUCGCGCAACUGAAGUGCCAGUUACGGGUGGCAGUUGCAACUAUCCUGGCAAUAAGACUUUUUGUUAUUAGAAGAAAGUCGCAUGCCUUCCUGCGCAUUUUUGUUAAAAUAGCGUGAUGCUCUACUGUCUGUACUUUUUUUUUAAUUACUACCAUUUUACUUUUCGUGGUACUUCUGGAUCAAGUACAUGUGCCUCGUUGAUGGGAAAGUUCGUCGUUCACGUGUAAAUUUCUUUCAGCCAUGAAUCUUGUUUGUUGAAACGUUGCCAGGAAAUUUCGUCGUGGAGUGCGAGCGAUCUAUCGAUCGACGUUGUUGGAGAGCGAAAGGUUGUACGGCUGUGUUGCAGAACCAAACUAAACAGUCUUGCGUUUAACGUUUCCGGGAUAUGGCAUUCCGUUCGGGCGUUUCCUAUCAGCCUCGAAAGAUGUUCAAAUGAGUGAUAACCGCAGCAGAUAUUUGAUAUCGGCCGAACGCGCCAUUGCCAUUUGUAACUUGCAAGCAAGACUGUAUAGUUUCGUCCGCGCUCACUCCGAGCAUACAGCUGUGCGCACUUGCAUUGACGUGUGCACAAUGGCGCCUCGGUUAUGUGCACGUGGCAACUGCCGAGCUAGCUUUGGUGCGGUUGUAACUCUGGUACAAAUGAUCUCGCAAGGAAGCGAUUGCAAAGGGUUUGUUGGAUAUUGUCUGUUGACGGUGAUGUUCGUUGAUUGUUGAAUAAAGAAUAAGUACUGGUAA